CAAGAGUUUCGGAUACGCACGCCACGCGCAAACCCGAUCUCUCCAACCUUGCGAAGGCGAAGCCCCCGUGAGAUCUCCGGCCGCCGCCGCCGCCGCCAUGGACGCCGUCGACUCGGUGGUCGACCCGCUGCGCGAGUUCGCCAAGGACAGCGUCCGCCUCGUCAAGCGCUGCCACAAGCCCGACCGCAAGGAGUUCACCAAGGUGGCGGCGAGGACGGCGAUCGGGUUCGUCGUCAUGGGCUUCGUCGGCUUCUUCGUCAAGCUCAUCUUCAUCCCCAUCAACAACAUCAUCGUCGGAUCCGGCUGAUUUGAGCACUAAGGCAAGAAUUCGCAGGAGUUGAGGGUGGCGUCAAACAUCGCAGAGACGGCUCCACUUCUCCGUUCCUGAUGAUUUCGUAAAGCAAUCUCUGUAGGACCUUGUUGUUGAGUACAAUUCCCCAUUUCUUUCAUUUGAAAGAAACAAAAUACAUUUUGCUGCCUGGAACGUUUUGUACCUGAUACCGAGUAAACUUUAUGAAGUAGUAGAGAGUAACAAAGUUUACAAAUAUCCCUUCU
Messenger RNA from Oryza sativa Japonica Group (Japanese rice), 555 nucleotides. The record is from RefSeq and is a predicted model, not a curated record. NCBI's taxonomy places the organism in Eukaryota, Viridiplantae, Streptophyta, Magnoliopsida, Poales, Poaceae.